Messenger RNA from Musca domestica (house fly), 1380 nucleotides. Its product is annotated as odorant receptor 45a-like. The transcript is spliced from 5 exons. Gene Ontology annotation, cellular component: plasma membrane. Gene Ontology annotation, molecular function: olfactory receptor activity; odorant binding. NCBI's taxonomy places the organism in Eukaryota, Metazoa, Arthropoda, Insecta, Diptera, Muscidae. Gene Ontology annotation, biological process: detection of chemical stimulus involved in sensory perception of smell; sensory perception of smell. The record is from RefSeq and is a predicted model, not a curated record. The coding region runs from base 48 to 1280 and encodes 410 amino acids.
CAACUUCCGCUGGAAAUUCAGUAAAAUUCUUCGAAAUAAUAUCGAAAAUGUUCAAAAUACCCAGGGCACCGGAUGCCCUGCCGCGUCAACCAUCUUUGCGCAAAUUCUUGUACAUACAAAAAAUAUGCUUUGCCGGCAUUGGCUUCGAUCCAACAUCGGUGAAGAGGACCAUUUUCAGUCCAUGGUUAACUUUCAUACCAUUGUUCAGCAUUUUGGGUCUACUUGCACCCAUGGGUGUGUAUGCGUUUAAAUAUAUAAAAAUUGAUUUGGCCAAAACCACAGCAGCCCUAUCGCCAUUUUGGCAGUCGUUGUUGUCGUCUGUCAAGUUUUUCGUUUUUAUGUUGAAUCGGAAGAAAAUCGUGGAGUCGGUGCGGAAAGUGUGGCUCUGGACAUUGGAGGCCAACGAAGAGGAGGUGGAAAUUAUUGCCGAGGAAAAUAGAUACGAUGCCAGGAUUUCUAAGUUUUAUUUUACCAGCGUCUAUGUGACUGGAGUCUUGGCUGUUCUGGCGCCAUUGGCAAUUGCUUCCGUUUAUGCUUGGCAGGGUUAUGGUUUCUUGGAGUCAUUGGAUGCACCUCUGAAGGCUGAAUAUUUCUUCAACAUCAGGGGUUCAUAUGCAGCCUAUAUCUUUUGCUACGUUUGGAACUGCGUUGGCAUCUAUUAUGUACUGCAUGGGGCCUUAUCCAUUGAUACCCUGUAUUCAUGGUUUGUGCACAACAUUUCGGCACAAUUUCGUAUUUUAAAUUUACGCUACCGCCAAUUGUCAGAGAGGACAAUGAUGCUCAGGGCCAUUGGGGAACAUAACGAAGAGAAGUUCAUUGCUACCAUCAUUGAAUGUGUAAAAUAUCAUCGACGUAUCAUUCAAAUGGCCGAACGUUUCAACGAUGUCUACAAAGGUUUGGUUUUCAUCAAAUUUUUGAUUAGCUGUCUUCAGUUGGCAUGUCUGUCAUUUCAAAUACCUUCGGGUGGAGAAAUUGCCGAUCUUUUGUUUAGCUUAUCGUUUCUUAUAUCAGUGACCACUCAGCUGAUGUUGUACUGUCAUGGAGGGCAGAAGAUUCAGGAUAUGAGCACUUCUGUCAGCUUGGCCAUCUAUGAACAUUUCCAAUGGCAUGACUUGAGCGUAAAAUCGAAGAAGUUACUCCUGUUAACCAUGCUUAGAGCCCAGAAACCGUGUUAUGUUCGAGGAAUUUUCUUCACCACUGAUUUGAGUUUGUUUGUGUGGGUAUACAGAACUGCCGGAUCAUUUAUGACAAUGCUUAUAACAAUGGAUGGAAAGAAAUAAAUAUAUAACUAUAUUCGCACAAAAUACCAGACACAAAAUACCAGUCAUUGGCUACUUCAAAUAAAAAUAAAUGUCUCGGUUAAAAUUUCAGAUUCUAGAA